AUAAUAAUAUUGUACAGUAAAAAUAAAUGAUCAGAUAGUUUUUUUUUUAUUUAUUUAGACUAGAGAAAAAAUCUUGUGUUCUCAUUUUUAUACUCUGUGGUAUUCUUGUCUAUGGAACAAGUUCUGGACAGAGUAAGUUUAAGACGCCCUAAGUUGGCCGUAGCCGUGUAUAGAAAACCGUUUUGAAUGCAUUAAGGUAUCAAGAUAUCAAGUACAACACUACAAUUAUUAAUACUUUUAUUCUUCGAACAAUCGCCGAUCCUAACGUAACCUAACAUACCGGUGAAAAGCGUGUAAAAUCAUUUCUUUGAUGGCCGAAAUGGAUACCGACGACAAAGGAUAUACGAUUACCUACGACCCUGUCAAAGGUAAGUGUCUUGUUGCAACAAAACACUUUAAAGUAGAUGAUUUAAUUUUUGAAGAAGAACCAUUUGUGUCCUGUCAAUUUUCUUGGAAUAGUCUUUAUGGUUAUCGUGCUUGCAAUCAUUGUCUUUGCCCUUUAGAAACUACCUCAGAAAAUAUUGUCAGAUUAACAAAUGCUGCUAUAACAGAAGUCCCUUUUGAGGAAUAUUGUCCUAUAAAAGAUAAAACACAAAACUAUCUACAAUGUGAAUCAUGUAAAGUUUGGUAUUGCAGUUCUACAUGUUUGGAAACUGCAUAUAAUCGAUAUCACCAGCUUCUUUGCAGACCAGACAGCAAUGAUCCAUUACAUUAUUUAGAAGAAUUAUGGAGGACAAUGCAUUAUCCUCCUGAAAGUCACAACAUCAUGCUAUUGUGUCGUUUGCUGGCAACAAUUGAAUUAUCUGCAUCACCACAGCAAGCUAAUCAAACAGUUUCUAAUUUUUGCCAUCGAACAGAAAAUGAAAAUGAACAUUUAGCACAUAAAAUGCUCGGAGAAAAGUUUGUUGAGCAAAUUGAACAACUUCGUUUUGGUGUUCUCAAGUCCAUGCCAGUUAGAGAAUCUAGUCAAUGGCUAACUCCAACUGGUUUUAAAUCAUUAUUGGCAUUGGUUGGAACAAAUGGACAAGGUGUUGGAACAAGUGUUUUUCAUCAAUGGGCAAAUAAUUGUAAAAAACAUCUUUCUCCUGAUCAAAUGGAAUUAUUUGAACAGUUCAUAGACAGCGCUUAUGAUGCAAUGGAACAAGUUGUUGGAGUGGAUUUUUUGGAUAAUGAAGGUUCUGCAUUAUUUCAAAAUCAUAGUUCUAUUAAUCAUAGCUGUUUUCCAAAUGCAGCAAGUGUUUUUGAUGGUAAUCAUGUUCUGAGAUUGGUUGCUAUUAGAAAAAUUGAACCAGGUGAUGAAAUAAAUAUUAGCUAUAUUGCUCCAUGUGAAUUAGACCAUAGCAGACAUACUAGGCAAAAAUAUUUACAAGAAAAUUAUGUGUUUACUUGUCGGUGUAUUAAAUGCGAGGAACAAAUUAAUGAUCCAGACAUAACCAGUGAUGAUGAUUCAGAAAUGGAAGAUGAUAGUACCUGAGUAUUUUUUGGAACUUUUAUAACUUUAAAAUAAAAUUCCAUUUUAAUAA
Molecule: messenger RNA, 1523 nt
Organism: Metopolophium dirhodum (rose-grain aphid)
Lineage: Eukaryota; Metazoa; Arthropoda; Insecta; Hemiptera; Aphididae
Gene: Smyd5
Product: histone-lysine N-trimethyltransferase SMYD5
Exons: 11
Coding region: 311-1474 (387 amino acids)
Molecular function (GO): protein binding
Source: RefSeq, a predicted model, not a curated record